Messenger RNA from Penicillium maclennaniae, 3564 nucleotides. RefSeq lists its product as uncharacterized. Gene Ontology annotation, molecular function: ATP binding; ATP-dependent chromatin remodeler activity. Gene Ontology annotation, cellular component: cytoplasm. The record is from RefSeq and is a predicted model, not a curated record. The coding region runs from base 1 to 3564 and encodes 1187 amino acids. The transcript is spliced from 4 exons. Lineage: Eukaryota; Fungi; Ascomycota; Eurotiomycetes; Eurotiales; Aspergillaceae.
AUGGAGGGCGAAGUCCAGGAUCUACUGGAGGAGCUGGACCUCCACAAAUUCAUCCACGCCGAUCUACAAGACAACCGACCCAAUGAUAGCUUUGCCAUCGCAGAAGCAAUGGAUAAGAUCCAUGAGCUCGAAACCCAGGUCGCUCGACUACUGGGCGAGGAGGCUCCUGCUGUAACUCCACAGACUGUCUCGACUCCCCCAGUGUCUAGAGUUGAUACUCCCACUACAUCUGCCGCCGCUGUCGCUGCAAAUAGCCGUCACCACUCGUCCUCCGUUGCCCACGGGCAUACUCGUCCUUCCUCCAACCUGGAUGCGUCUCCAGUGAGACCAAGUACACAAGAAAAUGCUGAUUCUAGGUCUACCCCACAAUGGCCAUCGUCCGCUCCUUCUCCAUUUGGCGCUGCAUCCAGUCGAACUGGGUUUCCUGCACCUACUCCCUUCGACAUAAGUCGGAAGCGACCGCGACAGGACUCAUUUAGCUCGUUAGCUCCUGUGCAGACAUCGAAGCGGGCUGUUCUGGAUAAGACUCGAUCUCGAAUGGCCCAAAUCGACGAAAACAUGGAGACACAGCUAGCUCAGAACCGCCAAAUAUAUGCAAGUCUUUUAGGAGAGGAGAACGUUCGGGACGUGGCUAGGUUAGACAACAUCUCAGAAGAGCAGGCUCGGGAAAAGAUCAAAGGGGACCAAAAGGACAGUGAGCAAGAGAUCCGACAGCAAUUCCAGCUGGAACGGGAUGGAGAAUUCGCUCGCAUGUUGCAGGCACAACAGGAUGAGUCGAGUGAUGACGAACGCGGCUUUGACCGACAACAACUGAAUUCAACGGGCCGUGCAAAUCCAUCAACAUACAGUGCAAGUCGACUUAUGCCGUCAUCGACUCUCAAUCUCCCCGAUCGAACCCAUCUUCUUAGUGGCCUUCCGAAUGGCUUUUCAAGUCUGGGAGACCUGAGUCGCAGUGGAUUUGACUUCUCUUCUAACCCGCCGAUACCGAGGCAAGAGGACCACAGGGCGCAUUUCACACCGCAAGGCUUUUUCGAUGGAUCAUUCCCAACGCCGUGGAGGAUGCCACCCAUCUCAUCAAUGGACAAUUCCAAUGAAGAUGAUGAACUCCAAGAGAUUACCCCGGAUAUUUUCAACUCCCGAUUUGGCAGGCCGACUGAAUUUGUUCCUACGAGAACUCUUCCUGAUGGACAUACGCAUAUGCCUGGCAGGGUGCUUCCGUGGAUGCGGGAGCCAGAUCCUCGCGCGCGUGACAUAUACUUGCGCGACCCAUACAUGCGUGAUUCGAAAGCCGUAGAAAAGGCUAUGGAACUGGUCCGCGACCAGAUGGAGCUUGAUAUGGUUGAAGACGACUUUGCGUAUUCCUCCCCAUCCAAACGCAAACGCACCCAUGGUCGAAUACUAACGCAUUAUGAGGAAGCGGAUUUCCCUCAAGACAUCAAGAACUUGAUCACUGGUAUCAAAGACAUUCGUGAGGCCACAAAAGCAGAUAAAGACGACACUCCAAGUGGCCUGAAAGUCACAUUAAUGAAGCAUCAAAAAAUUGGGUUGGCAUGGAUGAAGGCAAAAGAAGAAAGCAGUCACAAAGGUGGUAUUCUCGCCGAUGAUAUGGGUCUCGGCAAAACGAUUCAGGCCAUCGCUCUCAUGGUUGCUAGUCCACCCACGGACCCUGAGCAACAUCCUGUUCUUAUCGUAUGCCCCAAAGCUCUCAUGGAUCAGUGGCGAUUAGAGAUUAAACGCCACGUACAGCCCGGUAAUGACCAGCUGUCUGUGUUUAUUUUCCACGGCGAUACGCGAAACUCCCCCUGGAGAGUACUGAAAACCAAAGAUGUCAUCAUCACAACCUUUGGUACGCUGACUGCCAACUUCAAGCUAAAGCUCAAAGCAGAGAAACUUGAAAAGGAGGGAAAAGAUGCUAGCCUUGUGAGGAAAAUUCAAGAACAGGCCGUUCUCUUUCUUCCAGUCAGCAAAUUCCACCGAGUCAUCGUAGACGAGGCCCAAAACAUCAAGAAUCCCUUGGCAAAGUCUACCAAGGCUUGUUCCAGUGUCAAUGCUACCUUUCGCUGGUGCUUGACUGGAACACCCAUGAUGAAUCGACUUGAGGAUUUCCAGUCGUUGUUGGGAUACCUCCGGAUCAGGCCAUACAACAACAAGGAGAAGUUCAAGAGCACCUUCGUUCGACCGAUCAAAUCAGGAGGAGGCGCGGGUGAGCAGGCAAUGGCCCAGCUACGCGUCCUUGUCAAGUCCAUCUGUUUCCGCCGCACAAAGGAAUCCAAAAUCGACGGCGAGCCGAUUCUUCAACUUCCGCCUAAGGUCAUCGAGCAGGUGCACGUUGUUUUCAGUGAGCAUGAGCAACAAAUGUACACGAGAUUGAAUGCGAACACACAAGACCAAGUCACCAGAUAUCUCAACGCUGGAACCCUAGGCCGAAACUACAGUCAUGUCCUGGUUCUUCUUCUACGGCUACGACAGGCAUGCUGCCACCCUCAUCUCAUGCAUGGAUACAACGCCGAGCCUGCUACAACAGUCGAAGGCGUGAACCUGGUAGCCAACGCGAAAUUGUUGGACAAGUCUGUUGUCAGUCGUAUCAAGAACAACGAAAAUGAAGACGACGGCACCUGUCCCAUCUGCAUGGACACAGCCGAGAACGCGGUCAUCUACAUCCCCUGUGGCCACUCUGUUUGUACUGAAUGUUUUGCUCGCAUAUCAGACCCCACCAUCUUAGCCCGUGACGACGAGUCUGGUAUGAUCAAGUGCCAGAAUUGCCGUGGCCCAGUUGAUCCUACCAAGAUCACCGAUGCGAACUCUUUCAAAAUAGCCCAUGACCCGGAGGCAGCGCCUCAAGAUGCCGCCGCGGAAGAGACGGAGCAGUCCUCAGACUCCGACUCGGACGAUUACGACUCCGAUACCUCAACUGAUGGGAAGGCACAGAGACGCAAGAAGGUGUCACUGGCUGAGCUACGAAAAGCGGCCCAGAAGAACAAGCGUGAGAAAAGGAAGUACAUCCGCCGUCUGGAGAAGACCUGGAUCCCUAGCGCCAAAAUCGACAAGGCGACAGAUAUUCUCCAAGCCAACGAAGACAGAGGCCAAUCUGAGAAGACUAUCAUCUUCAGCCAAUUCACCUCGCUCCUAGAUCUACUCGAAGUCCCCAUCAACCGACGCGGCUGGAAAUACGUCCGCUUCGACGGAAGUAUGAACAUUGCAGACCGCAAUGCCUCCGUGGCUGCGUUCACUGACGACCCGGACGUCAGAAUUAUGCUCGUCUCUCUCAAGGCCGGAAAUGCAGGUCUGAACCUCGUCGCCGCGUCACAUGUCAUUCUCUUCGACCCGUUCUGGAAUCCUUAUGUCGAGGACCAGGCUAUUGAUCGUGCUCAUCGCAUUGGUCAGAAGAGAGAGGUUUUCGUGCAUAGGCUGUUAAUUGAAGGCACUGUUGAGGAUCGGAUCAUCGAGCUGCAGAAUAAGAAGCGCGAGCUGAUCAGUGGUGCUCUUGAUGAGGGUGGCACGUUCAAUGUGUCUCGUCUGGAUACUCGGGAGUUGGCUUAUCUCUUCGGUGUGCGCCAUGACUGA